CAGAACCUUUGAUUGGCGUUUUAGCUAGAGGAGAUGCUGCCGUUAUCAGUCGCAUUGAGCAAUGUGCAACUAACUGUUGUCAUAGUGCAAGUUCUCAGGCGUGUUUGUACUGCCAGAAACAUGGCCAACAAGUUAACACAGGAGCAGAUUGCAGAGUAUAAAGGAGUUUUCGAGAUGUUCGAUGAAGACGGAAAUGGAGAUGUAAAGACACAGGAGCUGGAGAGACUGAUGAGCUUAAUGGGAAUUAAUCCUACAAAGAGAGAGUUCAGCCAGAUGGCCAAAGACGUGGACAAAGAUGGUAAAGGGACAUUUAACUGUGACAGCUUUCUGGGUCUGAUGGCGCUAUACCAUGAAAGAACCAAGAAUCAGGAUGCUGAACUCAGAGCUGCUUUUAAAGUGUUUGAUAAGGAGGCCAAGGGAUAUAUUGACUGGAACACACUCAAAUAUGUACUAAUGAAUGCAGGAGAACCACUAAAUGAGAUCGAGGCAGAGCAGAUGAUGAAGGAAGCAGAUAAAGAUGGAGAUGGAACCAUUGAUUAUGAAGAAUUUGUGUCAAUGAUGACUGGGGCAUUGUUUAAAAUGAGCUGAAGACUUAAUGAAGAAAGGCAUCUCACUUUGAACCUUGUGCAGCAGUUGUGAACAUACUGUACUCGAUGUGUUCCAGUGACAUAGGAUUAUACAACAAGAAGGUUUUCUUUGCACUCAACAUAUUUCCAUUAUUUCUAGAAAUGUGUGCAGUGACAUAUCUCAAGAUUCAUUAUUUACAGAACUGUCUG
This is a messenger RNA of Monopterus albus (swamp eel), 776 nucleotides long. Its product is annotated as calglandulin. The coding region runs from base 34 to 588 and encodes 184 amino acids. Gene Ontology annotation, cellular component: myosin II complex. Gene Ontology annotation, molecular function: calcium ion binding. NCBI's taxonomy places the organism in Eukaryota, Metazoa, Chordata, Actinopteri, Synbranchiformes, Synbranchidae. The record is from RefSeq and is a predicted model, not a curated record. The transcript is spliced from 6 exons.